Molecule: messenger RNA, 1909 nt
Organism: Colletotrichum phormii
Lineage: Eukaryota; Fungi; Ascomycota; Sordariomycetes; Glomerellales; Glomerellaceae
Exons: 2
Coding region: 95-1729 (544 amino acids)
Source: RefSeq, a predicted model, not a curated record
UUUUCGAGUAUGUGUAGGGAGGGCUCCGAGGCUGUUCCAUGUCGUUUCUCGCGAGCAUUGUUGAACUGUUGAAGAACUACAAAAAUCGUACAUCAUGGCGCUGUAUUACUCUCUCACGGCGGAUGAUCUAGAGAACACCUUUGGGGAGUCGCCAAACCCACGUACCCAUACAAUCGGCGAGCUUGAUAUGGCGAAAGAGGCGAAAACACGCGCGUCCCGGAUACCCGCACAACGAUGGGAGGAAUUGAAGGCGAUCAUCUGCACAGAAUAUAAAAGGAAGACUCUGGAGGCGCUGAUGAUGUUCCUCAAAGAGGAGCAUGACCUCGACGUCACGUAUUGUUCUUCUGGGGGUUUGAAGAUUUCUAAUUUAGUGCUAACUUUGGGUAGGAAACGUCAACUUGUCUAUAGACUGGGCAUCUGGGAUUGCGGGAAGUAUAACCUCAAAGACGAUCAAAGCGACGAGGACUCCGACCUGGACGAUGAAGAUUUCGUCCCAAAUGGCGGUCAUGUCUACGAGGUUCCUGACGCAUUGGGGCUCACAUCCUGUUUCGAAGCGGGCUCAUAUACGUACGACCUCAUAACUCACCACAUCCAAGCAGCGAAUGCAAUCUUCGCAGUCGCCGGCGGUGGUUACGCCUGGGCAACAUAUAACAACGACUUCCACGACGACGUGAAAGAUUCAAAGAGGCUUGUAGCCCUUUGCCGAUCAGCCGAGACCGUCGAACAAUGCCGGAAGGCUCUGGACAUCCUAGAAUCGCAGAUCUCGCAGUCCAGCAGCCACGUGGGAUUCUGGUCCUUAUUAUACGUACAUGUUGUAGAGAGCAUGAACCACGAGAUUAGAGACGGCGAUCUCGUUACAUUGAAGGACCCCAUCAAAGAGAUGCUUACGGCCGCUGUUUCGUCAAUUCUUCUCGGAUCCUGGGAUGGCUUCUUGCUCAAGGAAGGCGGUUCUGUCGAUCUAUUCGCCUUUCAUCUUCUGGACACCGUCUACGAGCAACACCAUACGCUGUCUUUGCAGUUGGAAGAGAAGAAGCUCGGCAGCCUACUCUACAGCAUGGAUGACUGGGUCCUCUCGGAGUAUGAUGACCAAGAGGCAUCUAGUGUUCUGGUCAGACUGAAGCAGUGCGCGCAGUGGUGCUUAUUGUCGCUCGAAGAAGUCUCAAAAGACCUCUCCCAAACGCGUCUUCAUAUCUGCUCUGCUCACAACGAGGCUCAGAAAUACUGGAAAGAGCACCUCGAGAUCUACGGAACGCUAUGGCACAGAUUAUUUAUGCAGCAGCUAAACGCACAAGGACAGAGCUUUGGCGUCGGCUUCGGCGCCGGCGCGGAGGGCCUUGAGUGGGCAGAGAAUGCCCGGAGGGACCUGGGCAUUUCCCAUGCGGAGGUGCUUUCGUGCAUGUGUUGGGUCAUUGUGAAGCAUGGCGGUCCAAGAAACGACAACGACGGGACUCUGGAGGGCCUGUUUGGACGAGCAAAAGCCGCGGCACAAGGGGUGUUGAACACCGAGCCGAGGGAGUUGUGGCUUGAAUUCUUGGGAACUUUCAAGAGGCUCAAUGAUCUUACGGUGACAAAAGGGGCGAACGCUGCAAAGUAUGCACGCUACAGGGAUGAUUUCAUGAAGGACUUUGUGGCGUUCGUGGAGGACACUCUAAAGGUGUUUGCGACGUUUGGUGGGCCUAAGACGGGAGAGAGGAUUGGGGAUGAGUUCUAUCCCGGGGUUGCGUUUUGAGGCUGGCUGGUUGACAUGCUGCCCAGGAGUCUUGAUGAUUUGGGUGGAAGAGUUAGUCUCGGGGCAUCUUGAGGUUUGGUUAGGGUAUUUGAUGUAGGUUCUUCUGUGUUCCUAGGAGCUAGUCUAUACUUUUAUAUGUAUCUAAGGUAGGCAAGUCAAUAUAUUCUCCGUAUUACCUAA